AUGUCUUCUAUCAAAGAGCUCAGCGAAAGAAUCGCCAGCAACUCAGCUAUUGUCGAGAAAUGGCUCGCGGGCAAGAAUGCCAAUGUGUCUUUCGAUCAGGAUGCGGAGGAUGAAUUCCCCGACACUGAUGGUGAACCUGAGAUUGAAGCAGCGCGGAUGGCGGUCAUAGAUGACACGAGUGCGCUCCACGAUUUGUUUCUUGGUCCACGAGAGGUUCUGGCUCGGGUUUGGGGUGCUGCUCUUGACAAUGCGGCUCAACAGGUGAUCUAUCACUUCAACAUUCUUCCUGCAAUUCCACUAGAUGGUGGGGCUACUUAUGCGGAAAUAUCUGCAAAAGUCGGUCUGUCCGAGAGAAAAGUCAAAACGGUUGUGCGCAAAGCAAUGUUGAAUCGGAUGCUGCGAGAGGAUGGCCCGGACCAUGUUGUUCACACCGCCUCGUCAGCCCUGCUAUUGCGCAACCACAAUAUGAUGAAUUACUACGGUUUCUUCGUCGAGCAGAUGUUUCCUGCCAGUGCAAAACUAGCCGAGGCGCUGGAGAAAUAUAAAGAUAGCACCGCUGCACAAGAUACCGCAUUUGGUCUUGCCUUUAACACGAAAGAUGGUUUAUUCAAAUACCUCGAGCAAAGCCCCGAGUUAAUGGCUCGAUUCGUCGGUGCGAUGGAGGGUGUUAACAAGGAUCCUAGUCAGAGUCAAAAGCACGUUAUAACGGGAUAUCCAUGGGCAGAACUUGGAGAGGCUACUGUUGUAGAUGUUGGUGGCUCGUCCGGAUUCUUGAGUGUAGAACUUGCCAAGAAUUACCCAAAGCUGAACUUUGUGGUAGAAGACUACAAGAAGAAUGUUGAGCAAGGAGCUGCACAGUUGUCAUCCGAAUUGACCAACCGAGUCAAGUUUGUGCCGCACAAUUUCUUCGACGCCCAGCCGGUAACAGGUGCAGAAGUCUAUGUUUUGCGUCAUAUCUGUCACGAUUGGUCGCAUGAGAAUAGUGUCAAGAUUAUUCGUCAGAUUGUACCGGCCAUGAAGUCUGGAAGCAAGAUUCUGCUGGUCGAAAUUGUCGUUUCGCCAUCGAACAGACCAAUGUCGAGUAUUGCAGAACGCUACCUGCGAAUCAGGGACCUUAAUAUGGUUCAAAUGCUGAAUGCACAGGAGCGAAGCGAAUCUGAAUGGAGGGAGAUCAUCACCGAGGCAGAUUCCAAUCUUGAGUUGACACGCAUUCUCACGCCCAAUGGAAGUACGGACUCAAUCAUUGAGAUUUCGUUGAGGCAAAAUUGAGGCAGAAAUACAUUGAUGACUGCUUUUGUGUUAAGGCUCUCAACUUAGAGGGGCAUUUGUGGUAUAUAAAUAUAAUUCAUGGUAGUUUUGGUGAUGACUAGGGUUUACAAUGGUCCGUACUGCGGUGCAACAACCAGGAGAUUCCAAUCGAUAGACUAUCCAAGCAGUUUGGAACGCCCGCCUCGUUUCGGAUGUUGCACUGAUUUCAAAUAUUGAGAAGUUGCACCCGACCUGCUGGUCUGAAUUAUUGACCGAACUGGCGAUGAAUCAAUGGAGGGAUUUUCAUGAGCCAGAACAGUCUUGAUUCCAAUUCAAUGGCCCAACAGUAGCUAUCUCCACAAUUUAGGCUAGUCUAUAUACUCAAAAAGCUUUCCCUCAAUCUCAUAUUUUCAAUGAACAGAAUCAUGAACGUUGUAUCAUGUACUCCACGUGACUUUUUACUUUUAGCACGUUACAGGAGCUAGCAUAAACCAAAAAGACG
Botrytis porri is the source of this 1750-nucleotide messenger RNA. RefSeq lists its product as uncharacterized. Gene Ontology annotation, molecular function: O-methyltransferase activity. The transcript is spliced from 5 exons. The coding region runs from base 1 to 1269 and encodes 422 amino acids. Lineage: Eukaryota; Fungi; Ascomycota; Leotiomycetes; Helotiales; Sclerotiniaceae. The record is from RefSeq and is a predicted model, not a curated record.